UUUCAUUCCUGUCCUCAUUCCGAACAUUCUUAGCAUCGCUCGCGCCGCGCCGCGCCGCCCGAGCCGUGCCGAGCCUCUGCAGCCGCCGCCGCGGCCCCGCCGCCCGCCGCGGGCGCCCACCAAGCACUUUGCAGACUCGCUUCCACCCUGCGGGCCGGUCCGCGCGGCGGGGCCCGGGCCCGGGGCGGCCGCGUCCGGGGACAGGCCAUGCAGUGAAACCCCCCCACCCCGUCCGCCUUUGCCCGGAGCCGCGGGCAGCAGCCCAGUGCGCCCAGCCGGCCCCGGGGCAGGAGCGGUGCUAGGCAGGGGUGGGGUGGCCCGGCCCGGGGACCGGGAGCCGGGGAGGGAGCCGGGCACCGAGCUGCGGGCGGGGGAACCGGCGCCGAAGUUUGCCUCGGACUCGCCGGGCGCUGCGGCGGCUCCCUUCGCCGAGGUUUAUUUUCUUGAAAAGGCUCCAGGCUCCGGCUUGGAAAAUCCAACCGCCAAAAUUGAGCCCAGCAGCUGGAGCGGCAGUGAGAGCCCUGCCGAAAACAUGGAAAGGAUGAGCGACUCUGCAGAUAAGCCGAUUGACAAUGAUGCGGAAGGGGUCUGGAGCCCUGACAUUGAGCAGAGCUUUCAGGAAGCCUUGGCUAUCUAUCCGCCAUGUGGGAGGAGGAAAAUCAUCUUAUCAGACGAAGGCAAGAUGUAUGGUAGGAAUGAAUUGAUAGCCAGAUACAUCAAACUCAGGACAGGCAAGACGAGGACCAGAAAACAGGUGUCUAGUCAUAUACAGGUCUUAGCAAGAAAGAAAGUUCGAGAAAUUCAAGCCGCCAUUAAGGUGUCUAGUCACAUUCAGGUUCUUGCCAGAAGGAAAUCUCGUGAUUUUCAUUCCAAGCUAAAGGUAACAAGCAUGGAUCAGACUGCCAAGGAUAAGGCCCUGCAGCACAUGGCCGCCAUGUCGUCAGCACAGAUUGUCUCGGCCACCGCCAUUCACAACAAGCUGGGGCUGCCUGGGAUUCCACGCCCCGCCUUCCCGGGGGCGCCGGGGUUCUGGCCAGGAAUGAUACAAACAGGGCAGCCGGGAUCCUCACAAGACGUCAAGCCCUUCGUGCAGCAGGCCUACCCCAUCCAGCCAGCGGUCACAGCCCCCAUUCCAGGUUUUGAGCCUGCGUCAGCCCCAGCUCCCUCAGUCCCAGCCUGGCAGGGCCGCUCCAUCGGCACAACCAAACUUCGCCUGGUGGAAUUCUCAGCCUUCCUCGAACAGCAGCGAGACCCAGACUCGUACAACAAACACCUCUUCGUGCACAUUGGGCAUGCCAACCAUUCUUACAGUGACCCAUUGCUCGAAUCAGUGGACAUUCGUCAGAUUUAUGACAAAUUUCCUGAAAAGAAAGGUGGCUUAAAGGAACUGUUUGGAAAAGGCCCCCAAAAUGCCUUCUUCCUCGUAAAAUUCUGGGCCGACCUAAACUGCAAUAUUCAGGAUGACGCUGGGGCCUUUUAUGGUGUCACCAGUCAGUAUGAGAGUUCUGAAAAUAUGACAGUCACCUGUUCCACCAAAGUGUGCUCCUUUGGGAAGCAAGUAGUAGAAAAAGUAGAGACGGAGUAUGCGAGGUUUGAGAAUGGCCGAUUUGUGUACCGGAUAAACCGCUCCCCGAUGUGUGAAUAUAUGAUUAACUUCAUCCACAAGCUCAAACACUUACCAGAGAAAUAUAUGAUGAACAGUGUUUUGGAAAACUUCACAAUUUUAUUGGUGGUAACAAACAGGGAUACACAAGAAACUCUUCUCUGCAUGGCCUGUGUAUUUGAAGUUUCAAAUAGUGAACAUGGAGCACAACAUCAUAUUUACAGGCUUGUAAAAGACUGAACAUGGUUAUUUAUAUAUAUAGACAUCUGUAUAUACACACACACACACACACACACACACACACACACACAUAUGUGCGCACACACACUCUCUCUCCAUUACUGAAUGACUGACUGUAAACCUCACCACACAGGGGGGUGCCCUGGCCCCAAGGUCACCCUGACUUUUUCUAAAUCCUGUUUGAGUGAAGUCAUUUUUCAUGUGUUCAUACUAUCAUUGUAGCUGUGAAGUUCUGGUACAGUUGUAAAAAGAGAAAUCGAGUUGUUUCUAUGUGUCCUUCAGAUCCACAGCCCACAAUUUUUUGGGAAGGAUGAACCUUAAGAACCCGGGUCUCAGUCUGCAGAGACCUGUUUCUAAUUGUGGUAGAAAAAAUUUGAGACAGAGCAUUUGCCAUGGGACAUUUACAGCCUUUAUACAAAUGUAUUUAGUUCUUUUUUUUUUUCCAACAUAAAAUUCUUGUUUUAAGAUACAAGUAAAAUUAAUCUUUAAAUAUAAAUGUAAAUUAGUACACAAAACUAAGAAUCUUUAGACUUAUCUUUGUAACUAAUUAGGGUGGAAGUUAUGAAAGAAUGUAAUUCACUAAAUUAUUUUUUAAAUGAAACUUUUCUUUCUUUUUUGAAACCAAAUGUUAAAAUAUAGCCUUAAAUGCUUGGUAGAAAUAUUCUAAUGAGACAAAUUUGUACUUUUUUUUCCUCAAGGUUAAAACUAAUCUCUUAAUCCAUUAAACUCUUGAACAGGUAUUACAAAGGAAGAAAACUUCACCCCUUAUCCUUAACAUAUAUAGUAUAUUUAAGAAAUAUAAAAUUGUAUUGUACUAAUGUGAUGAUUAUUUAAUGAAAAAGAAAAGAUGGCUCUUUUUGCAAUAAGUAGAUAAAUACUGAAAAUCUAAACGUACAAUGUUUAUAGUCUUGUGUGUGCAGUUAUAUUUUAUAUGGACAACCAAAUUUUUUAUAAAGAUGAGUAAAUGUUUGAACCACUGAAAUUUAAUAACAAAAAUUUAAAAUUGGCACGAAUACUGCACUGUGAGCUGCAAAAUCUAGAAAAUCCUGUGGCUGGGAGAAAUUUCAUCAACCAAACAAGUAAAAGGCUCAUCAGUUUUAGCAUCUCUGCUCCCCAGAAAACUUGCAAGCAUCCUCACCAGCCUGUGGAUAAAUUAUUUCUGGUGAACCAACAUGCAUAUUAACCUGCUAUAACUAUAUGUGUAUGUGUGUGUUUGUGUAUGCCUCUAUACACAUAUACAUGUGUAGUUAUUCAACACAUAUUUAUUGAACAUUUAGUGUCACUCAAUUUGCUAGGUGCUGAUACGUAUGUAUAUCUCAGUCUGUGUCCAUAGAUCUAGCUAUAUUCUCACAGGACAUCCGUUUUCUCAACAUCUCUCAAUAAGUCAGAGUACUUGUUUGAGGUCUGAGAGUCCCAGCGCCCUCUGACUUUUUCAAACAGACUCAUUUGGGAGGUUCUCUUCCCAGGAGAAAUUCGACUUUCCGACCCAAAUAUUCCAAAGCGUUGCCCAGGCACAGCUGGUUUGAAGUGGCCAACAUGUCUUGGGUUAUUUUUCCGUAAGUGCUUCAUUGGGAAGGAGAGAGGGCAUACUCCCCAACUUCCCAGAGGAAAGUGACGUUUUUAUAUUUGCCAGGCAUAUGUUAACAUGGUGGAAUAAGUUCUGUAAGUCACGAACCUUAUUAAGACUUUUUCAUUACGCUGGAAAAUGAACACCCUGUUCUUUCACCUCCAAGUAACUUCCCCUCUUCCCUGUCCCACCACCCGCCCUGCUUGUGUAUUGAUUAGUGCCUGGUGGUCAUGAUCAUGAGGGUGUGGCUGGCUUGUGGCAGAGGGAAGGACACUGGACCAAGCCUGACCUGUUCCAAACUCAUACGCCACCGGUUCCUGGGAAGACCAGAGAAGAAAGUGCAGAAUGUUUCCCAUUUGCAACGCACAUCCCUCAUUCACACCAGCAGGAUGAGAUCUGUCUUCCCUCUGUAAAGAAACUAACGUUUAUUCUCUGAUUCUAAGUGGGCCUUGGAAGGAUUGGCCCCAGUUGUCUGUUCCAUCUAGUCUCCAGCCUAAGCAUUUAAGCUUCUUCCAUGGUCAUCAUACGUAAGGACUUCUCUUGGUCACCCCUCCCGGGGAUGCUUUUUUUGCUCCUGUCUCCUGCAUCUUUCCUCAAAGGAAACCCCGCUCACCCAGGACCAGGACCCUACGGAGGGGUGUAAAUGACCCGCCAUGGCCAGAACCAUCCGAGAAUUCAGGGAGAGGGGCAUCCGAUUCACAUUCCCACCCAGGAAUGGGGUCUUCUGUGCUGCCAGGAGGGCUCCUGAGGGUUUACUUUUCAAAGCACAAACAGACCCCAGAAGAGCAGCUAGAGGGUGGUUCUGUUGGCUGCAGAGAAGGGCAGACCCCGGUCUGCUGAACUCACUGAGACAGGCUGGGCCCUUUAAUGCCACCCCGCCAAAUGCCCUCUUCCCCAAAAUGCCUUCGUAGUUGAGUUUGGGGCAUUUACACGAACAUCCUUGAGGAUUGCUUUUUGCUCUCAAGACAUUUCUAAGAUCUUUAAAAUUUUACUUUUUGUCUUGUUCUUCUAAAACUUUCUCCAGGGCAGAUAUUUUCCCUAUCUUAACCACUGACCCAAUCACCCAAACACUUGGCCCUCUCUCCAUCUCUCUCAAAUUAGGUGCUGGGGUGGGAUUUGUGUAGUAACACCUAAUCCAGAUCUGUCUUUGGCCUUUCACCCUUAAUAGCAGAGUCUUCACCCUUUAUAUGUAAAGCUUCCUAAACCAUAAAGAAGCCUCUCCACACCUCUGUCUUUACAGCUUUCUUUUGGGUACCAUCUAUCCUGGUGACCCUCUGCUACCAGGAUUGAGUCAGGGACAUCAUGUGCUUUUACUGGAGAAUUUGGAGGCUGAUUUACCACAGCUUAGACAGGGAGGCACUAAAGAACUGGACUCUGGUCUGUUGGCAUUUGUUUCCAUCUUAGCAAGAGACCUAAAAUUACAAUCAGGACUUUUUCAGAACAGGUAGAAUCCCAGAAGGCCUAAGCUAUGCCAAGCCAGGGUUUCUAAACCUCGACACCGGACAGUUUGGAGCAGUUCCUUGUUGUGUGGGACUAUCCUGUGCAUUGUAGGAAGUUUAACAGUAUCCCUGGCCUCUUGCCCACCCUGCCUCAGCUGCCACAAUCCAGAAUGUCUCCAGACAUUGCCUGGUAUCCCACGGAGCACAGCACUGCCCCCCGUUGAGAAGCACGGCCCUAGGUCUUACAGGUCACCAAUAGCAUAUUUGAGAUUUUCUGGUUUCCUUCCAUUUCACCCUUAGAAGUCUUGCUCUCCUGGGAGCCUUGUUUCAGGACAUUAAGAGGCAGGUAGGAAUAUUACUCAAAUGACAUUAUGUCCAGGUCUCUUCCAGUUCAGAGCUUCUAUUAAACUGCAGAGUCUGUCUCGCUACAAAGUAUCCCUUGCUUCAUCCCUGGGGAAGUCGGGAGCAGCUGGUGGCCGUCGGGCAGAUAAUCCACUUGCACCUCUAUGUUAGGUGCAUUUGGAAUUUGAUCUUCAGGUUUUCGUGUACCAGCUUGAAAGGAAGUUCCGGCUAUUUUCAUGAUUCCUCAGAAGCUUAUGGGUCUCCUGAUCGAAGCUGUCAUCAUUUCAGUGAACUUCCUCUGGUCUUCUACUUUCUGCCCUACCUUCAGUGCCGUUGUUAGAAUUUAUGGAAGCCUUUGGAACACUUCUUUUCAUCUUUAGGGAUGUUGGAGAGAGGGACCAGUUCUGGAAGAGGGCUGAUAGGUUUUUUGUUUUUUUUUUUUUUAAUUGAGCUACAAGAGGGCACAAUCUACCGUCUUUCAUUUAGCCGAUGAGAAAGUUGAGGCCCAGAGUGGAAGUGACCUGCUGAAAGUCACCCAGCUAGUUAAUGACAGAAUGAGGAUGAGGAGGCUCUGGGACCUUGUCACUUAAUCCUUGGCCUCUCCUGGUAGAGGUUGUUCCUCUCCGGUGCUCAAGGCUACCUGAUCCCUACAAAGGUGUGCACAAGCUCAGGUCAGAAGAGAGGGGGAAGAUUAAGAACCGUCCCCCUCAGCCAGAGUAAUAGCAUCCCUCCCCCCCCACCCGCCCGAUGCUGACGUUACUUCUCACAUGGAGCCUCUGGUCCGCUUGGAGCUACGCGAGACACGCACAAGCAGAUAUGAAAGCUGAUGAGCCUUUUCGCUUACCCUGAGGACAAUUCACCUGCCCCAGACUCUGAGUCCAAUUUCUUUUUGCCAAACAUCCCAGCAGCAAAGUCCCACACUCAGACCAGCCAAAAAGCAGCCCCGGUUCCCGGCACUUGGUGUUACAGGUCCCCAGAGGACUUAAACCCAAGGCUUCUUUAGGUCUCGAUACCGUAGCGGCUUUAGCAGUCUGUUUUUGUACAACCGUAAAUUAUUUGAAUUGUAUGAGAUGACAGUCGAUUUUACCAAACCAGGUACAUACAAUUUGUAUAAGUUUGUAUAUGCUCUGUCUGGUACACCACACCUGUCCUAAUGAAGGGUAGAACCAAUUCUGUGCGUUGGUGUUCACACCUGUGACAUUGAGAGGAAAUGUCUGCAUUGCUUCUUUCUUUCUGUUGCUGUUUCUGUGGCAAAGCCCUGCACAUGUCAUUUCUGAAAAGCCUUAAAUCUUUGAGACGUUGCAUGUAGGGUGCGCAGUGCAAAAGGCUGCCUCGGAACUGUGAGCCCUUUUGUAAGCUGGAAGCAUUUCUCUUACUACUGUUAUUACUUUUUUAGGGAGUUUUAAAUUCAGAGCUGCCAAAGCGUUCCAGUAAGCAGUGCCUUAGUGAUACCUAGUCAUGCCGCCGGCCUUUUCUUACCCAACCCUCCACGCCCAUUUACGAAAUUGGCCCAGUAUUUGAAACCACGCAGGCAAAAACCGUUCUCAUUUCUCUUGCGUAAGCCCAUUUUUCUCCGGUUCUAUAAGAAACUGGCCACACUUGGUCUAAAAUCGGAAGCCGAACAUGAGUGGGUUCUUUGACCGCACUCUCCAAUGUAUAUACCAAAAUGGAAAGUUUUCCAACUUCGUAGUUUACCAUGAAAAACAAAUUGUACUUUUAACGCUGCCUUUUAAAUUCACGACCAAAUACUUAGCUAUUUAUGAACCUUCUGCGCUCUAGCAUGGAAGUGCCUUUGGUUUGAGAUUCCAGCUUAGAAAAGUGCUGCCGUGGUAAAUUUGUAGAGAGACCAAAAAUAUUCUGAGAUCACCGUAAUGCCUUUGGUUUACCAGGAUGAGUAACCAACCACAGGCCUCUGUCCACAAGGGUGCGACGCGGACCCUGCCUGUGGCCGCCACCAGUCACCAGUGGCACGCCGCGGGAGGAGGGCCCCCGGGAACUGUCGUUGUCCUGUCUGUGUGUGCCAGCGACCCAGGUGUCCCCUCCGCUCGCCACCCAGCCCCACGUCCACGUGAGGGGACUUGCACACAAACGGCAGACUUCCGGCCGGUGGACAGAUCCGUCCUUCCCCUUCUGUUCGUGUCCAGUCUCUGGAGGCUCACUUUUCCAUCCGGACGACCGCGCGCACUUACCUGGUUUACACAGUGAUACCAUGCCGAGAGCUAGAAGCCUCAAACUGAGAUGACCGUGCAGAACAAAAAGCGAGUUAGGGUCAUGACAAUUGAAGUGUUCUUCUUACGGCGCAGAUGUUGACUCUGAGUGUUGUGUAUGAAUGUGCUAUGAGAAACUUCCAAAGAGCACCAUUCACAAUUCGGCAUUUUCAAAGAAUGUUCCAGCCCUCAAAAGGGCAACUCUCUAGAGUCCGUGUUGGCUUUUAUCCAAACCUUGUGUAGCUUGGGAAAACUGUUAGAGGUAAGGAAGAGGAGUGGAAAGGACCAGAAGGCAAAAACACCAGCCAAACAAAAGCCAGGAGAAAAAAAAAAAAAAUUGUCCUUUACCAAUAUAGACUUCAAAAUGACAUCAGACAUCUUUGAAAGUUAGCCUCUGAACUCUUAAUGCGUAUGUUCUUUCGUCUCCACCUGGUGUCUUUAAGAAUACCCUGUCUGGGCUCUGAAAUUUCAGGAGUGAUUCCUACCCACACCAAGUUGUGAGUAUAGAAAUUUCUACAAGAAAAAAAAAAAAAUCCAGUGAUGAAAAGGAAACUGACCUAACACAAGCGCUAGUCAGCUGCUUGUAUCCAACUCCUCCCUGCUAGUUUACUCCACCACAACUUGAAAGAAAUUAAUCAAUUACUUGUUUCCCUGCUUCUCUUCUCAACUGUUACUGUGCUUUGUUUGGCAAUAGAUUUCUCCCAUAAACUCAUCAUCGCUUCUUAUCGUUAAGAAUGAAGGUUUUGUGUUUAAAAUGUAUUGCGUUGCAAGGAUAGUUUCACUGAGGUCACGCACCAUUAACUGAGAUGAAAUAUUUGUAUUUAUUGUCAUACUUCCUAAGCUAUCGCUUGUUUUAUUCUUCGUGAAUUUGCGUUGAGUCAGUCAUAUGCCACGCCCCAUCACUUUAGUUCAUUUGAAAUGGCAUUUAUGUUUCCUCUUGCUCCUCAUUAAAUGGGGUCAGAUUCCAGUAGAUUCCGCCUCUCUCAGGUAGACUCUUUUGUCUGCUUUCCAUUAUGGUUUGCCCUUCCCUGGUCUCUGAGAGGGGCCAACAGAAUCUAGGCGUAAAUCAAUUGGAAACCAGUCUCGUAUUUCUUUAUUUUCAUUGUUAUUUUUUUGGAUCAUUUUCUGUGACUAGUUUGACUGUGUAAAUUAGAUAUUAACUGCACUUCUUAAAAAGGAAAAAUACAUCUCCCUGUUACCUCCUGGAAAGAUUCACUUCUGUAGGCCUUUGUCAAUAGGCUCACGCCUGCAGAGAAGGGGGAAAAAAAAAGAAAGAAAGAAAACACAAAAACAGUACGUGCCUGAAAAACAACAAGACAAUUUUGUAACAUUUAAAAAAGAAACCCGAAUAGCCUUUAAUUCUUUAAUAUGCUUCGAUUUUAUGUAAAUUGGUUUUGCCACAUGUGUUUGUUCACAUUCUAAAUGACUUAAUGGGAUUCUCACAGUCUGUGUCUUUGUGUCCCGUGUAUACUAUGGGCUUGUGACGGAAACGCUUCAUCUGUUCAGUGGUUGCUUUGAUAUUGUACUGCGGCUGGGAGGGGGCUAUGGAACCUGCCUGUGGGUAAUAAGGUUCCUCUUGGUAGAUUGGAGAUCUGGGGGUGGGGGUGGGGGCAAAUUCUCACACACGUUUUCUUAAACUGUUUGCAGAAACUUUCAAAAGGCAUUCGGUUAAACCUCUCGGCAGUACAGUAUUCCUGUAUUUGUUAACGUCUGUGUUUAGGUACUGGUACCUUUUUGUUUAAAAAUGUUCUAAGUGUUGGCUUUAAAGUGAAUUUAUCUUUAGUAUGAUAGUUAUAUGAAAAUUAUAGGGUUUGUGUGCAGAGAAUUUUUUUAUAAAGUGCUUUGUAAAAAAAAAAAAAAUGUAUUCUAGCUUUCGCGGUACAUAUGUGUGAUAACUUUAAUAUCCAUGACAGUUAAGUGCAAUUAUUUCAUCACUCUAAAAAUGCUAUUUUUGUGUCAGUUCCUGCAGGUGUUUUCAUGUCUUUGCAAAGUGACACAUUUUGAUGCCUUCUUGAUAAAGUGGUAGACAUUUUGUAGCUUUCUAGAAACUUUGUAUUCAUACGGUAUCAAUGAAAAAUAAAGACAAUGAAAGUGUGGGCUA
Molecule: messenger RNA, 9499 nt
Organism: Prionailurus viverrinus (fishing cat)
Lineage: Eukaryota; Metazoa; Chordata; Mammalia; Carnivora; Felidae
Gene: TEAD1
Product: TEA domain transcription factor 1
Exons: 14
Coding region: 533-1843 (436 amino acids)
Biological process (GO): hippo signaling; regulation of transcription by RNA polymerase II; embryonic organ development
Cellular component (GO): transcription regulator complex
Molecular function (GO): DNA-binding transcription factor activity, RNA polymerase II-specific; RNA polymerase II cis-regulatory region sequence-specific DNA binding
Source: RefSeq, a predicted model, not a curated record